Messenger RNA from Penicillium salamii, 1377 nucleotides. Lineage: Eukaryota; Fungi; Ascomycota; Eurotiomycetes; Eurotiales; Aspergillaceae. The record is from the annotation of a GenBank genome assembly.
AUGUUGCUUCUACCUACCACCGUUUGGAUAAGGCAAUUUGGAAGACGUAUUCUCCUUUCAAAUUCAGCGUUACUGCUGCGCACAACACCCCAGGUUUAUCUCCCACUGCACAAAAUGUUUGCUUCUCGACAUGGUACCCGGGGGAGUGACCACCUCCGAUUCGAUCUCGAUGAUCUCAAGUCCUACACCCCCGGCGACACCAUCAGUGGCAGCGUCGUGCGCUGUAAACAUAUUGUUAGUUUUGAGGCUACAUUGACUCUUUCGCUGUUGGGUCGCAUGAAUGGCCAUCUUAAGCCCCGUGACGAAGACCAACAGGUGUCAGAUGACUGGACUUUAUUUCACACGCUGGAGGAAGUGCUAUUUAGCGGACCUCUUCAUCUACCUGAAGCGAGCAGCGAGCCACUGAGAUGGUCUUUCACCAUCCAAAUACCCACCAAGCCAGUCGAUACACUUACGAAAUCUCGAACACAGGCGGGAAGCUUUCUCCCGAUCGAUGAAAACGCGCGACAUCAUGGACUGCCCGGAACAUUCAAAGGGCUCGGCCGCGAUUCCAAUUUCGCCGCCGGCUGCUUCAUAGAAUAUUGGCUUACCGCCAGCUUGAAACAUACUUUUGGGUCGCCUCAAAAAUCCAUGGCUACUUCGGUAGUGAAAAUUGAUCAUCCGCAUGAGAUGGUCCCGAACGACCAGCCCGAGCAGCUUACAAACUUAUCCCUCGAGGGGAAAGUCCAAACUCAGCGACUACUUCUCGCUGCGAACGACACAACCUUAUCAUUCAAGCAAAUGGUACAGAGACUUACUAGAUCAUCUAAAGUUCCCAAGGUUUCUUUCCAGAUAAAUCUCACAUAUCCUCGCAUUUUGGACAUCAACCGCUCCAACUUUCCUCUUGUCCUCGACAUCGCGCGUCACGGGGAAAACACCAGCGAUUCACUAAAGAAUACUCGACAGGAAGCUCAGAUAAACUGGUUCAAAAUGUCCCUGAUCAGCUACAGUCAUAUCAUUGUUGCAGAUCGCCCUCCAUUCGGCAAUGUUCAUAAAGAUAUACAUCGGUCCUCGAUUGACGCCCACCUGGAUAGAACAUUCGACAAACCGGACUCUCCAUUGGUCCUACCUCUGGGAGACCAGCAUGCAUCUCUUAAUUUGGGGGAAUUGUUCCAACUUGCUUUCCACAAAGAAGGUCUCAGCUAUCGUGUUUGGCGCCCCUCUCAUGCCUCGCGUCCCUAUUGUGUGUUUGCCCCUAUAUAUCCCGACUUUGUCACAUACAAUAUCAAACACACGCACGGAAUAGACUGGCAAGUCUCGGUAACCAUCGCAGGAGAAACUCAAGUACUCCGUAAGAGUGUUCCUAUCAAGGUCAUCCAAUCAACACCUGAAAUUUGA